ACGGAAGUCAGCCGUGCUUUCCGCGGCGAAAUUUUGCUAAGUUAAAAUCGAGUGGCGGGAGUUAAUUUCAAGUUGGGGAAUAACUUGAAGUUCUGAAAGUAAACGACGACACAUGGAAGGCAAAAGACGAAAUGGUGGGACCCUGACGGGCGGAGCGUCACAAGCUAAGCGGGGUAAACAGACCGGGGAUUGGGACGAUGGCCCUUCGGGGUUUGAGGAAGAACUGGCUCAUUUGGAAGAAGCCGAGAUGGAAGCAGAGGAGAGGGAGGGGCAGGCAGGCCACGAUGUCAUCCCCGUAGGUGAUCUGUUCUCUGCGGACCUCAACCCUCGCUGGCGCCGACCUAAUGCCGCUAGUUUGGACCCAAAGUUUGAAAAACUUAUCUUCCAGCAGAUUGACCUAGACUACUACUUAGGCCCUGCAGUGGCUGGCAUGCCAGGCCAAGCACACAGCACUGUCCCCAUCAUACGCAUGUUUGGGGUGACGGACCAGGGAAACAGUGUUUGCUGUCAUGUCCAUGGCUUUGCCCCCUACUUCUACACACCUGCACCCCCGGGGUUUACCAACAUACACUUAGGUGAAUUCAAAAGGGAGCUCAACUCAGCUGUGCUGAAAGACAUGCGCUCCAACAAGGACAACAUAUCUGUCACAGUGCUGGCAGUGGACAUUACACGCAAAGAAAGCAUGUAUAGUUACCAUGGAAACAAGCCUGUGGACUUCCUGCGCAUCACCAUGGCGAUGCCCCGCCUGAUUGCCCCAGCAAAGAGACUCCUGGAGCAGGGUUUUAAGUUUGGCCCUUUCUCCUCCCAGAGCUACCCUUCCUACGAGGCCAACAUUGACUUUGAGAUCAGGUUUAUGGUGGACUGUGAUGUAGUAGGCUGCUGCUGGAUCGAGCUCCCUGCUGGAAAAUACCGCCUGAGAGAAGAGAGGAGGGAGGGGGAGACAGACUCUGCCUACCCAGGCAAGGUGUCUCUGAGUCAGUACGAGGUGGACGUGGGCUGGUCAGAGCUGCUCGCCCACCCCGCUGAGGGGGACUGGCAGAGCAUUGCUCCUCUCAGGGUUCUCAGUUUUGACAUUGAGUGUGCUGGAAGGAAAGGUAUCUUCCCAGAGGCAGACAAGGACCCUGUCAUCCAGAUUGCCUCCAUGGUGCAGCGGCAGGGAGAGAUGGAGCCCUUCAUCCGCACAGUGUUCACCCUGCAGUCCUGCUCCAGCAUCGUAGGCUCCCAGAUCCUGUGUUUCACACAGGAGAAGCAGUUACUUCAGAGCUGGGCAGAGUUUGUGAGGACAGUCGACCCAGACAUCAUCACUGGCUACAACAUCCAGAACUUCGACUUCCCCUACCUGCUCAACAGAGCAGCAGCUUUGAAGGUCCAUUUGUUUCCAUACUUGGGCCGAGUUCGAGGCAUCAAGUCGGUCCUGAAGGAGUCGAGCUUCCAGAGCAAGCAGAUGGGCCGCAGGGAGAACAAGACCAUGAACAUGGAGGGAAGGGUGCAGUUUGACCUGCUGCAGGUGCUACUGAGAGACUACAAGCUGCGCUCGUACACGCUCAACUCUGUCAGCUUCCACUUCCUGCAGGAGCAGAAGGAGGAUGUGCAGCAUUCUAUCAUCACUGACCUGCAGAAUGGUAAUGAGCAGACACGGAGGCGCCUGGCGGUGUACUGUCUGAAGGAUGCCUACCUGCCCCUGCGGCUGCUGCAGAAGCUCAUGUGUGUCAUCAACUACAUGGAGAUGGCCCGGGUCACAGGUGUGCCCCUCACCUACCUGCUCUCCAGGGGCCAGCAGAUCAAAGUGGUGUCUCAACUCCUGCGGCAGGCCAUGAGACAGGGGCUGGUCAUGCCUGUGGUGAAGACUGAGGGAGGGGAGGACUACACUGGGGCCACGGUCAUCGAGCCAGAGAAAGGGUACUACAGUGUUCCCAUUGCUACUCUGGACUUCUCAUCCUUGUACCCGUCGAUCAUGAUGGCCCAUAACCUGUGCUACACAACCUUGCUUCAGAAGGGCACGGCAGAGAAACUGGGUCUUUCAGCAGAGGACUUCAUCAAGACUCCCACAGGUGACCUGUUCGUCAAGAGCUCCGUGAGGAAGGGACUUCUGCCGGAAAUCCUGGAGAACCUGCUGUCUGCCAGGAAGAGAGCCAAGGCUGAGCUGAAGAAGGAGACGGAUCCUUUCAAGCAGCAAGUGCUGGACGGACGCCAGCUGGCUCUCAAGAUCAGCGCAAACUCUGUGUACGGUUUCACUGGGGCUCAGGUGGGCAAGCUGCCCUGCCUGGAGAUCUCUCAGAGCGUCACCGGGUUUGGCAGGCAGAUGAUUGAGAAAACCAAACAGCUGGUGGAGUCCAAGUACACCAUCUCCAAUGGUUACCAGGCUGAUGCCAAGGUGAUCUACGGGGACACAGACUCUGUGAUGGUGAAGCUGGGGGUGCCGACUGUGCGAGACGCCAUGGACCUGGGUAGGGAGGCAGCACAGUGGGUCUCCUCUCACUUCACCCCUCCCAUCAAGCUGGAGUUUGAAAAGGUUUACUACCCAUAUCUGCUGAUCAACAAGAAACGCUACGCUGGCCUCUACUUCUCCUCCAGCUCUGACACGCACGACAAGAUGGACUGCAAGGGCAUCGAGACAGUGCGUCGAGACAACUGUCCUCUUGUGGCAAACCUCAUCAACACCUGCCUGCAGAACAUCCUCAUAGACAGGGACCCCCAGGGUGCUGUUGCCCAUGCCAAAGAGAUCAUCUCAGACCUGCUGUGUAACCGCAUCGACAUCAGCCAGCUGGUCAUCACCAAGGAGCUGACCCGCACGGCCCAGGAAUACACUGCCAAGCAGGCUCAUGUGGAGCUGGCUGAGAGAAUGAGGAAGAGAGACGCUGGCAGCGCCCCCAACCUAGGAGACAGAGUUCCCUACGUCAUCAUCAAAGCUGCCAAAGGAGUGGCAGCGUACAUGAAGUCUGAGGACCCCAUCUAUGUGCUGGAGAACAACAUUCCUAUCGACUCCCAGUACUACCUGGAACAGCAGCUGUCUAAGCCACUGCUCCGCAUAUUUGAGCCGAUCCUGGGAGAGAGCAAGGCGGAGAGCGUUCUGCUCAAGGGAGACCACACGCGCUGUAAGACGGUGCUGACCUCCAGGGUGGGCGGGCUCAUGGCGUUCGCCCAGAAGCGGAGCACCUGUAUUGGCUGCAGAGCGGUGCUCAAGACGGAUGUGGCUGUGUGUGACUUCUGUAAGAGGAAGGAGUCAGAGUUGUACCAGAAAGAGAUCUGUCACCUGAGCACUCUGGAAGAGCGCUUCUCUCGUCUGUGGACUCAGUGCCAGCGCUGCCAAGGCUCCCUUCACGAGGACGUGCUCUGCACCAGGUACACACACACACUGCUUACUGUUCAUCUCCUCACAGCACACUGAUGUGCUUUGUACGAGAUGUCGUCCACUCAACCUUAUAACCCUAUACAGGCAUGCUCCAUGUGAACACAAUGGAACACACAGUUAUACACACACAUUAACAACCACUGUCACUAAACACAUGUAUAUGGAGCCACUAACUCUUGCUC
Messenger RNA from Hypomesus transpacificus, 3534 nucleotides. RefSeq names its product polymerase (DNA directed), delta 1, catalytic subunit (gene pold1). Gene Ontology annotation, molecular function: 3'-5'-DNA exonuclease activity; DNA binding; nucleotide binding. Gene Ontology annotation, cellular component: delta DNA polymerase complex. The transcript has 27 exons. NCBI's taxonomy places the organism in Eukaryota, Metazoa, Chordata, Actinopteri, Osmeriformes, Osmeridae. The coding region runs from base 113 to 3388 and encodes 1091 amino acids. Gene Ontology annotation, biological process: nucleotide-excision repair, DNA gap filling; DNA-templated DNA replication; base-excision repair, gap-filling. The record is from RefSeq and is a predicted model, not a curated record.